AUGGACCGUAUUGUCGAUUUGCGCCACAAAGUCACCGAGCUGAACAACGUCUGUAAAAACAUCUCGGUUGAGCGUGGCCGAGCUAAGGCCUCCAUUGAGAUCACCAAUGUUGACAAUGCCAGACUUUUUGGCCAGCUUAGCAGGGCUGAACAAGAGAAGGACGCUCUGAAGGCCGAGCUAGAAGCUGAAAAGAAAGCGAUGCAGGACGCCGUGGAUGAGGCCAACAACCUCGGUUUUAAGGAGGCCGAAGGCAACUAUAUCAAACAAGUUGAAACUACCAAGUACAUCUACUUCAAGUCCGGUUGGAAGUCUGCUUGUGAAAAACUUGGCCAAGGAUUUGAGACCGAGGUGUUCACCUCUCCUCCCCCCGCCUUCUUGUCAGUCUAUUUGAUACCCUAUGCCAAUGAAGUCUUCAACUCUUUGCAAGAGGAAGCCGAAGAAGAGGCUGAGGAUAAGGCCGGCCAGAGGGAGCCCGGUGACAAAGAAAAAGCUGCCAUGGUCGACCUGGAAGCCGUGACAGAGGGGACCGGAGACGAUGGGACAGUGCGGAAAGAUCUUGGAAAACUUCCGGGUCAUCGAGAGAUAAGCCUUUCUAAAAAUUGGUUCCAAGAUGAUCUCACUUUUAUUUCGCCUCUAACAAAUUGCACCAAUUUACAUAAUAUUGAUGCGGCUAUAAAUCUUCUCAGAGGUUCAUUGCCUGACUCCAUAGCUAAUCUCUCCACAUAUCUUUACGGGAUAGAUUUGGAGGAAAAUCAAAUACAUGGAAGCAUUUGUUCAAGCAUCAGGAACCUCGUCAACCUCAGUAGCUUAAGUGUGGCAUGGAAUUAUCUUAUUGGCCCUAUUUCAUCCUCCAUUGGUAGACUUCAUAAGCUUCAAGCUCUGGGGUUACACCAAAACAAAUUCACACAACUUCCAUCUUCGCUUGGUAAUUUGACUUCGUUGAUUAUUCUCUACUUGCGACAAAACAGCAUCCAUGGAAACAUACCUACGAGUUUGGGAAAUUGUCAUAGAUUGUUGGAAUUAGACCUUUCUCAAGAUAAUCUCAAUGGUCCAAUACCCCCUGAAAUUAUGAAGCUCUCAACCCUUUCAGAAUUGCUCUGGUUAGGUCAAAAUGCACUGUCCGGUUCUCUUCCAUUAGAAAUCGGUUCUUUGAAAAAUCUUGGAAACUUGGAUGUGUCCCAUAAAAGAUUAUUAGGAUCCAUACCAAACACUCUUGGCAGUUGCUUGAGUCUGGAAUGGUUUGAGUUGGAAAAUAAUUCAUUUGAAAGAGAGAUACCUCAAAGUUUGAGAACGCUAAGGGGUUUAAGAGUGUUAGAUCUUUCGCACAAUAAUUUGUCGGGGCUGAUCCCAAGUUAUCUAGGUGAGUUUCAACUAGAUAUCUUGAAUUUGUCUUUUAAUAGGUUACAUGGACAAGUUCUAAUACAAGGAGUGUUUCAAAAUACGAAUGCGAUUUCAGUUGUUGGAAAUAAUGAUCUAUGUGGAGGAAUUGCAAAAUUAGACCUUUCUCCUUAUUCAUCCUCCAAAUCAAGCAAGAAUAAGUUGUCUCACAAGCUGAAAAUGAUAUUGGUUGUGGUGGUUGCUCUUGUGAUAUGUGCAACUUUAUUGUGGGAUCUGAUCAACAAGAAAGUUAUUCGAAGCAGUGAUGUUGUGUUCCUUGAUGACCAAACAAUUGAAGACUUUAGCAAAGGUAAUCAACCGGAGCAAAAAACUAGUGAUCUCAUUGACAUGGAUCCAUCUCCUUCAUCUUUAGUUGAUGAUGAAAUGGAAGAUGUGCAACCACCUCAUAAAGAUGUAGAUGAUGAUGCUGCUCUAAACGAGAUUUAG
Camellia sinensis is the source of this 1824-nucleotide messenger RNA. Lineage: Eukaryota; Viridiplantae; Streptophyta; Magnoliopsida; Ericales; Theaceae. The record is from RefSeq and is a predicted model, not a curated record.